AUGCUCUCCAACAACGACAUCACAUCCCUAAUCCGCGACACCGAGGCUCACGAACGCGCUCUAUUCUCCGUCCCCCCUCCACCUUCAGCCGCCACCAUAGCGUCGAAACCCUCCAAACCGUCCGAAGCCGAAGCCGAAGCCGAAGCCAAGCCCAAGAACCGCCGGCAAACAGUCUUCAACGUCGCCUCAGGCGAAGUAACGACAGGCCCGCCAACGCGAGGGGCGCCUCAUCGCCGGACCGCCGUGGCCGCUGUCCUCGGCGGCGAGAUGCACGAACAGCUCCGGCGAGGCGAGACGGACCGCAAGGGCGACCUGGACGUGGAAGUGCUCCUGCGCGGCGCCGAGAAGCUCUGCGGAGUGUAUGAAUUGCCAGGGGCUCGCGAGCGCAUCGUGGCGUUGCGGGCCAGGCACCGAAAUGGGAAGAACACAAUGGCUUACUAUGAGGCGAGAGUGGCUGAGCAGGCUGAGCAGCUGGCGAGCAUGAAGAAGGACUGGAUGGAUCAGGACAAGGACAAGGAGCAGGACGCGGAUGAGGCUCAGCAAGGCGGUAGUGAUGGGUGGACGGAGGAGGAUUUGAGGAGAGAGGAAGAGGAGGCGAAGCAGAUGGAGACGAAGAAGAGGGAGUUGCAGGCGAGGCUAAAGUCUAUGGAGAGGGAUAUUGGAGGGCUGAGGAACAUGUAA
This is a messenger RNA of Trichoderma gamsii, 681 nucleotides long. RefSeq lists its product as hypothetical. NCBI's taxonomy places the organism in Eukaryota, Fungi, Ascomycota, Sordariomycetes, Hypocreales, Hypocreaceae. Bases 1 to 681 code for a protein of 226 amino acids. Gene Ontology annotation, cellular component: DASH complex; spindle microtubule. The record is from RefSeq and is a predicted model, not a curated record. Gene Ontology annotation, biological process: attachment of spindle microtubules to kinetochore. The transcript has a single exon.